Bufo gargarizans (Asiatic toad) is the source of this 1644-nucleotide messenger RNA. RefSeq names its product LIM homeobox 9 (gene LHX9). The record is from RefSeq and is a predicted model, not a curated record. Gene Ontology annotation, cellular component: nucleus. Lineage: Eukaryota; Metazoa; Chordata; Amphibia; Anura; Bufonidae. Gene Ontology annotation, molecular function: RNA polymerase II transcription regulatory region sequence-specific DNA binding; DNA-binding transcription factor activity, RNA polymerase II-specific. The coding region runs from base 186 to 1181 and encodes 331 amino acids. Gene Ontology annotation, biological process: neuron differentiation; regulation of transcription by RNA polymerase II. The transcript is spliced from 5 exons.
UCUGCUGAGAGAAGUUGUUCUAAGUUAUCACAACACCACCACCAGCAGCAUCAUCAUCAUCAUCACAUAAUAUGCUCCAUGGCUGAUUGUGCUGCCUUGUGAUACUUCCAGGAGGAGAUCACUCAUAUCUACUGCCCUACCUUCCUCUGUGUGUGGAUGCUGGAAGAAACAUUGGGGUGCUGUAUAUGGAAAUUGUGGGUUGCAGAACAGAAGAAAGUGCCUAUCCCUUCCGACCAGCAGCCAUGCUCUUCCAUGGGAUAACUGGGGGACAUAUACAAGGGAUCAUGGAAGAGAUGGAGAGACGGUCCAAGUCAGCAGAUAGCCGUCUGGCCAAAACUAUCCAGGUCAAUGGCAGAGAAACAAGAAUGCCGCCACUCAGCCCAGAGAAGCCAGCUCUGUGUGCAGGAUGUGGAGGGAAGAUCUCUGACAGAUACUACCUUUUGGCUGUGGACAAGCAAUGGCAUCUCCGCUGUCUGAAGUGCUGUGAAUGUAAACUGGCCUUGGAGUCAGAAUUGACUUGUUUUGCAAAGGAUGGAAGCAUAUAUUGCAAAGAAGAUUAUUACAGAAGGUUUUCGGUGCAGAGGUGUGCUCGAUGCCACCUUGGCAUUUCAGCUUCAGAAAUGGUUAUGAGAGCAAGAGAGUCCGUCUAUCAUCUAAGCUGCUUCACAUGCACCACGUGUAACAAGACCCUGAGUACAGGAGACCAUUUUGGCAUGAAAGAAAAUCUAGUAUAUUGCCGGGCUCACUUUGAGCUCUUGGUCCAGGGAGAUUUUCAUCCUCAGCUCAACUACACUGAGAUUUCAGCCAAAGGUGGAGGACUGUCUGCACUUCCCUACUUCACCAAUGGAACAGGAACCGUGCAAAAGGGGAGACCCAGAAAGAGGAAGAGUCCUGCCCUGGGAGUAGACAUCAUCAACUACACUUCAGGUUGCAAUGAGAAUGACACAGAUUUGGACAGAGACCAGUCAUAUCCUCCCUCCCAAAAGACAAAACGAAUGCGUACCUCAUUUAAACAUCACCAGCUCCGUACCAUGAAGUCAUACUUUGCUAUAAACCAUAAUCCAGAUGCAAAGGAUUUGAAGCAACUGGCUCAAAAAACAGGAUUAACCAAAAGGGUCCUACAGGGAGAACAAUGUUCGGGGUUUAACAGCCAUACAACCCGGCGUUUGAAAAUUCCCUAAAGUAUUUAAAGAAGGGGAAAAGUUUGAUCGGAAAACCUACUGCAGUGAAGACAAAGACAAAAUUAGCUAAAAACAUAAAAAAAACUAUACAUAUAUAUAUAUAAACAUAAAACAUUUGUCAUUUUUGAAUGUUGAGAAUUGUUUUUUCCUUUCCAUAUGCAUAAUUGGCUGAUAAUUAUAAUGUUGUGCUAUAGUGUAGAUAUGAAAGGCAUAACAAUUUAUCAGUUGCAAUUUCAAGAUUUAUAGAUUUCUCUACAACAUUAUAAAAUAUGUAUAUACACAAUGGAGCAACCUGGCAUUAAUGAAUCCGUUUGAAUGCAAAGUUUAUUGAUGACUUGCCUGAUUUUAAGCACAAUACAUUUAACAUAAAUGUGAAAAGAAACACUUUAUAACAUGCCUGCAAAAAUGUAUUCUUAAAAAUGUGAAUUAUGUAUCAUUUAUGUCUAUACACUUUUCAUUACAA